AAGAAGAUGGCCAGCACGGGUGACAUUUGGUUGCAGUGGUUUUCCUGCUGUUUCCAUCAGCCUCAAAGUCCCCGGCGUCGAAGGCACCAUCAACGGUUGCGGAUCGAUCGAUCGAUGAUAGGCAAUCCGACCAACUUUGUACACACCGGUCACAUUGGCUCGAAUGAUGUUGAGCUAACCACGAACCACCUUUCUGCCUUACAGAAUCAGAUGCAAAGUAAAGGUGGAUACGAGAUGAAUUCACUAAGGUUACAGGUUUGUAGCGACCGCAUGUAG
Anopheles marshallii is the source of this 276-nucleotide messenger RNA. It is a transcript of the gene Spec2, whose product is annotated as CDC42 small effector protein homolog. Gene Ontology annotation, biological process: regulation of Rho protein signal transduction. The coding region runs from base 7 to 276 and encodes 89 amino acids. Gene Ontology annotation, cellular component: plasma membrane. Gene Ontology annotation, molecular function: small GTPase binding. NCBI's taxonomy places the organism in Eukaryota, Metazoa, Arthropoda, Insecta, Diptera, Culicidae. The transcript is spliced from 2 exons. The record is from RefSeq and is a predicted model, not a curated record.